Messenger RNA from Ornithorhynchus anatinus (platypus), 2398 nucleotides. RefSeq names its product complement component 4 binding protein alpha (gene C4BPA). NCBI's taxonomy places the organism in Eukaryota, Metazoa, Chordata, Mammalia, Monotremata, Ornithorhynchidae. Gene Ontology annotation, biological process: negative regulation of complement activation, classical pathway. The record is from RefSeq and is a predicted model, not a curated record. The transcript has 12 exons. Bases 278 to 2227 code for a protein of 649 amino acids.
AGGCUGGCCACAAUGAAAUCUCUCCAUUUGACGGUAUCUCAGGCCUUUGGGAGGAGGAGUCACCCUGUACUAAUUUGUUCUGAGUUUUGGUAAAUUGUGCCGGGAAAGGGAAAAAAGCACGGAGACUUCACCGGCCGCUCGCUUCGGUUUUCUGCCUCUAACCCAGCGAACUGAAGCAGAGACAAGUGAGGAAGAAGAGCCCAGACACUGCCCCGCACCCCCUGACGUGGACCCCAGCAGGAGGGUCACCUGGAGGAUCACCCACCGAGGAGGGCCAAUGGAGGCUGGGUCCCACCAUGGGCCCGGAAGGGGUGGCCCUCAGCCUCUCCUGCUCCUCCUGUCACUGGUGUCGGCUCUGGUGGUGACAGUUCACGGUGACUGUGGUCCCCCUCCCCGGUACCCAUUCGCUAUCCCAGAGGCAACUGUGAAAAAAGAAGUUUACCAAGAAGGAGAAAGAGUGAAAUAUUCCUGCCGAUCUGGGUACACCCGGAAGCGCCUGCCUUUGCACAUUUCCUGUAACAAUGGAAAAUGGUCUCCAGACGGCUUCACCUCUCCAUUCUGUGUCGUGAAAUCAUGUCCUCAUCCGGGAGACCUGAUUAAUGGUCACGUGGAGAUCAAGACAGAUCUCUCUAUUGGGUCCACAAUAGAAUUCAGCUGCAACGAGGGGUACUCGUUAAUUGGGCAUUCAACCAGUACUUGUGAGAUUUCAGACUCCGGAACCUCCUGGAGUAAUGAUCUUCCCAACUGUGAAAUUGUAUCAUGCCCCCGACCCCCGAACAUCCCUAAUGGGAAACACAGUGGCGAAGAGGACGAUUUCUUCACCUAUGGCUCGUCGGUGACCUACAGCUGCAACACGGUCCCAGAGGAAAGUAUCCCCUUCUCGCUCAUCGGGGACGCCUCCAUCUCCUGUGCAGUGGAGAACAAGACCACUGGCGUGUGGAAGCCCCUGCCGCCCAAGUGCCAAGUGAUCACCUGUCCUCAGCCGAAUGUUCCUCAGGGGAAGCUCAUCUCUGGAUUUGGGCGCACCUAUACCUACAGAGACACGGCUAUGUUUGAAUGCAAGAGAGGCUACCUCCUCAAUGGCAGUCACUUAAUUCGCUGUGAGAGUGACAACGAAUGGGUUCCUCCUGUCCCCACCUGCCAGCUCAAUAGCUGCAGUAACCCCCCAGUGAUCCCAUAUGCUGAACGGGACUGGAGUUUGGGCUCGAGGGACUGGAAUGUUGGCUACUCUAAGUACGGCGAGCCGGAGGUGUUCUCGGUCGGAACAGAAGUGAAGUACCUGUGCAAGAAGGGCUUCCGGGCCCAGAAACACAAGCCCAGAUCCGUGACAUGCCAGGCAAACUUCACGUGGUCCACGAACGAUGGAUUUUGUGAAAGAAUCUGCUGUCCAACACCAAAUGUUGACCAUGGAAAAAUCACCAAAAUCACCAGUUCCUCCCAGGGUUGUGAAUAUGGAUUUCCAGAAAAAAUUAAGGUUUCAUGUAAUUCUGGUUAUAUCUUGUCUGGUGUUGCGACAAAUCAAUGCCAGGAGAGUGGCACCUGGGGACCUGCUUUGUCAUCUUGUAUUCCAGACUGUAAUUCUCCCAAGAUUGACCAUGGGCGUGUAGAAGCUGAACACUCUUUUUGGAAUGAUAUGUGGAAAUUCACAUGCAAUGAGGGCUACAUCCUGGUUGGAAAACCUCGCAUCUCAUGUGAAGAGUUAACCUCUUCUGAGCUUCCUCGAUGUGAAGCCCUGUGCCCACAUCCCAAAGUUGGGAAUGGAGUGGUAAUACCGAACCGGACCCAAUACCAGGGUGCAGUCACUAUCUCUGUCAAGUGUAACUCUGGCUACAAGCUCAUCGGAGAUCCCAACCCUUACUGCGCAGAUAAUAGGACUUGGAGUCCGGAGUUGCCCAAGUGCGAAUGGAUAAUCCCCGAGGGCUGUGAGCAGGUGCAGGCGGGCCAAGCUAUCCUGAAGUGCCUGCCAAAUCCAGGGGACGUGAUCCAGGCCCUGGAAGCAUAUAAGCUGUCCUUGGAAAUUGCCAAACUGGAGCUGGAGGUCGACCAUCUGAGGGGAAAAUGCACUCAGCCACUACCUUCCUUAAAAGAGGAACCGGAAGACAGGACCCCACCAGGUGAACAACCAGAUGGGACGGGUCCCUUGGACGUCAUCCCUGCACCUCAGCGGGACACCGGUCCUUACUCUCGCCACCAGCAUCGUGCACCCACAUUUCAAUCCCACCACUAAAAGUCGCUUAGGCUUGAACACAUGACUCCUUUCUGGUAGUGAGUAAAUGUAAAUGAGCACUUAUUGCUUAAAGGGAGUUGCUAAUAGUUAGCCUGACAUAAUGGCUCAGCUUAGACCUGCUUUCCUGGAUUCUGGCAGUCUGGCUGAUGAAAUAAACAUUUUGCUGCGAGA